Drosophila bipectinata is the source of this 2721-nucleotide messenger RNA. RefSeq names its product adenylyl cyclase X E-like. The record is from RefSeq and is a predicted model, not a curated record. Lineage: Eukaryota; Metazoa; Arthropoda; Insecta; Diptera; Drosophilidae. Gene Ontology annotation, molecular function: adenylate cyclase activity. Gene Ontology annotation, biological process: cAMP biosynthetic process; intracellular signal transduction; adenylate cyclase-activating G protein-coupled receptor signaling pathway. Gene Ontology annotation, cellular component: plasma membrane.
AUGGUAGGCAUUUUCUACCGCAUAACUACCAAUAUGAUGGUCCAAUCAUCCUUCCUGGACCGCCAUCAGUAUGUAAAGGAGGAACUGUGGCUACGGAAUGCUAGGUGGCAGGAAAAGGCUCUUGUCCAGAGCAUAAUGCCUCCUCAGAUUUCAAAAUCUCUUCAGUCGGAAAUUAGAAAGAGGAUCACUAUGGUUCAACACGGGAACAGGGCAGCAAUCACCUCCAUGCAACGCUUUAUGGCAGUUCAGAUCCACCCAGAAGUCAGCAUUCUCUAUGCUGAUGUCGUCAACUACACCCACCUUACCACCACCCUUGAGGUAGAGACUCUGAUGAAUAUUCUUCACGAUCUCUAUGGGAGAUUCGACAAGGCGGCCGUCGUGUUCCGCGUUCAGCGGAUUAAGUUUUUGGGAGACUGUUAUUACUGUGUUGCGGGGAUUACUGAAGCAGAUCCUGAUCACGCGAAAAAUUGUGUAGACCUUGGAUUCGCCAUGAUCUCCCAUAUCCAGGAAAUUCGAAAUAUAUAUAAUGUGGAUAUUGAUAUGCGUAUUGGUGUUCAUUCUGGAUCGAUAUUAGCAGGUGUGCUUGGUGAGGCUAAGCUGCAGUUUGACAUUUGGGGCACUGAUGUAACUAUUGCCAAUGUUUUAGAAUCCACUGGGCUGCCUGGUUGCAUUCACAUCAGUAGCCACACAUUAAAUCACCUUGAUGCGAAGGCAUAUGACAUUGAGCCAGGUCCAUCUUGGGCGGCGGAACAUCCCUUAUUAAUGAAGAACAGAGUGGAAACCUAUAUACUCAGAUGGAAUAAUACGCGUUUCAAUGAAUCCGAAAUACUUGAUGGCGGUACUAGCGUGUUCUCUUUUGUAAAGAUUAGGCCACUAAUGGAUACAGAUUCCGAAAUUAAAGACGAAGCUUUAGAAGCUUUGUUUCAGGAAGAGCUUCACGAAGAAUUUAAAAAAAUGCCCGUAUUUCGAUGGGAGUAUAUCCGUCGCCAGCCUGAACCGGAAUCUAAUGACCCAAAUUUAACCAAUCUGUGUCUGACCUACAAAGACAAGGAUAUGGAGAAAUUGUAUAAAAAUCAAAGGGACUACAUGUUUAAAUACAGUAUGUUGGUAGCCUGUGCGAUUGGAUGUUUGCUGUUAGUUCUUGAAGUUAAUCCAGAUACCAGUCAGUGCCUUGUCUGCACUGUGGUAAACACCAUUUUAAUUAUUAUGUUCGUUGCUUUGACCUUUAUUGCCUGGUACAAGAAAAUGUGCUGGGCCCGAAAUCAAAUGGAUCCCAAAGAUACCUCAACUUAUAAUAGGUUCAGUUGUUUCAUAUUCUACCUGCUAAACAAAAUUCAAAGCUCCCUCAAGAUUCGCAUUGGACUUUACUUAUUUGUUAUAUUGUCGCAUGGAACCAUCAUUACUUUAAUUUUGCUUUUAUGUGAUCAAGACAGUUUUAAUCUGAGUGAAAUAGAGCACAAGAUAUUCCACUAUGAGGCGCCGGAUGAUCCAUGUUUUCAUCCAUGGGUUUUCACCGAUAUGAUGUCCAUAUUAAUAUGCAUGGCCUUUACUUUCACCAAUAUUCCCUUGGCCGUAAAGUCAAUCAUUGCCGCUAUAUUGUCCUCCGGAUACCUAAUACUGGUCAACCUUCACCUGCAGUACGUCUUCCACCACAGCUUCUCCUCAAGUCCUUCCCUACCUGCGCAAUAUGCCCACACCUUGCAGAUUCUUGUAACCGUAUUAACUGUCUACCAGAAAGAGCGAAUGACCACCUUCUCCAGCAAAGUGAACUUUAAAGUGCGAAAGGACCUUGAGAAGAAACAAAGCGAUGCAGCUUUAACAAACCAAUCGAUCACCAUUCUUCUUCAUAACAUUUUGCCUGCGCAUGUCAUAAACGUCUAUCUAAAUUCAUUAGCUAAACACGAGUUGUACUAUGAAAAUUACCAAAUGGUUUCAGUCAUGUUUGCUAUGUUAAUGAAUUUUCAAAUGGACUUGAAAAACCUGCGAAUACUUAACGAUAUUAUUAGCGAAUUCGAUAUAUUGCUACUUUACUACAAGCAAUACUACGUUGUUGAGAAGAUUAAGGUUGUUGGAUGCACAUACAUGGCCGCUUGCGGGCUGGACCUUAACUUUGCGGAAUCGGUCAACAUUAAGACCCGGAUGUCGAACCUAAAUGCGUCUUCAAGCAGAGGAAAGUUGUUGAGCCUACCCGUGGGUGAUUCGGGUGAUGAUUCGGAGGAUGACAUGGACGAGGUGGUAUUUGUCCUGGCCUCAUUUGCGCUUGACAUGAUGCGGACACUGUCCAAAUGCAAACAAAGUCACCACCAACUCAACGACAACAUAAGCGUGUGCAGCGGAUCGAUCACCAUUGGCUUGUCCAGUGGCGAGGUGAUGGCCGGCAUUGUGGGUGCCUCGCAGCCACACUACGACAUCUGGGGCAACGCUGUGAACAUGGCCUCGCGAAUGCAGACCACCGGCCUGCCGGACAACAUCCAGGUCACCGAGGAGUCGGCAAAUAUUCUCCAGGACUUUGGCAUCCAAUGCAAUUUUCGUGGCUUAACCUUCGUGAAGGGGCGUGGGAAUAUACCGACCUACCUUGUGGGCAUUGACGAAAAUAAUUGUUUCCAGGAUGCGAAACACGAUCGAAAUCCAAGUCACAUGCUUCGUAGUACGAAUAUUUCCCUCUCAUCCGCAUAUACCAAAUCGCACGACAGACUCACAAAAUACGAUAGCGAUAUGUAG